UAAUCUUGACCUUGAAAUUCACAUUAAAGGAAAUGUGUUCAACAAAUCCAGGAAAUUGGGUAACAUUUGAGGAUGAAACCCCAUUCCAUUCUCCACAGAAAGCUUUGAUUUUAUCCAAUGAGAAUAUUUACAGUCCCAAAUCAGGUGGGCUUAGACUGAAUUUUUCCAGUGAAAAGUUAGCAAGAUCCUCUUCAUCAAAUUCCACAACACCUCUUCCAUCUCCAAUGACUGACUUUUUUAUGAGUCCUGGACCUCCAAGCAACUCACCUCUUUGCACACCUAUUAAAGAAUGCCCAAUAACACCAUGUACUCCAAAAUUAGGAUUGUGUAAUGUGCAACCUCCUGCUGAAGCUUCAGGAAAUGUGCCUUUUACUUUGUCAUCUUUGUCAUCUUCGUUAUCAGUAAAUUCAUCUUCAAACACUCCAACAACCUCACAUUUUGAUGAAGCAAGUCCUCCAAAGCACAAAAGUAGUAAUGAAGUAGGAUGCCACUCAGGAAGUAUUCACUGUAACUAUUUGCAAAAGGAUUGUGCAUUUUCAAGUCCAUUUUGGAAUAAUGAUUUCCCAGCCAUUAUUUCUACAAAUGCAAAUAUCAAAGCAGAAAGAGAUGAAAAAGAUAGAAUACCUGCAAAAACAGAACCUGACACAAUAGAAAAGGAAACUUUUAAUAGCCAGAAAAGUCUAAAUCAGUGUUCUUUCAAUUACGUGUGUGAAAGACUUCAAAAUUUAAAGAUUGACCCACCUGACAAUUUGAAACAUCUGCCUCUCUGUACAGAAAAAAACAGUUCAUCAUUUAUUCCACAAAGUCUUUUUAGAAGUCAGAGAAAAGAUGGAUGGCCUUUCAUGUUAAGGAUUCCUGAGAAAAAGAACAUGAUGUCUUCAAGGCAGUGGGGACCUAUUUACUUAAAAGUUAUAAAUGGUGGAAUUCUACAAAUGUAUUAUGAGAAGGGUCUUGAUAAACCAUUCAGAGAAGUACAUCUUAAUCAGUUUUGCAGAGUGUCUGAGUCAAAACUAGAAAACCUAAGUGUUUCAGAUAAAAUACACACAGUUAAAAUUGAGCAGGUUUCAUAUACAGAAAAAAGGAAAUACCACCCAAAGCUUGAAGUUGUCCAUGAAGCUGAAAUUGAACAGAUGUUGAAACUGGGAACAAUGGAUUAUUGUGAUCUUAUUGACUUUAUUACAACAGUAGAAGAGGAAUUAUUGAUGCUAUCACCUGUAUCAAAACCAAAGAAAGCUUAUGAAGAGUCUGAAAUGAUACUGGAAAUCAUAGACAAUUGUUGGGGAAAGGUCACCAAAGAUACCAAACUUAAAGAGAGUUCUGUGAUAUCUCAAUUGUAUUGCCUUUGUUUUACUAACAGUGAUACUGAAUUAUUUUUGACAUUAAAUGAUGCUGAUCUUCAAAAAAUUUCUAAGAACUACUUUGAUAAAGAAAGCAAAAACAACUUGAUUGACAUUCUUGACUAUCAUUUCCAUAAAUGUGUCAAUAAACAAGAAUUUGAAAAGUCAAGGAUAAUUAAAUUCAAGCCAAUCGAUGGCUGUAGGUUUGAACUCAUGCGCUUUAAAACAAAUUUUAGCGCUGAAGAGCUUCCGUUUUCCAUGAAAACUGCUGCAGUAGUCCAGGGAGCAUAUGUGGAGUUACAAGCUUUCCUAAAUAUGUCUCCAAGUGUCAUAGCGUCUCCCUUAAAUUCAGUAAAAUACUGUGAAAAUAUUGCAAUACAUUUCCCAGUUCCUUCACAAUGGAUGAAAGCACUUUGGACUGUGAGUUUUCAGAGGCAGAGAUCUUUGAAAACAAAAAUGAAUAGAAGGGCAUGUCUUGGGUCUACUUAUGAAAUAGAGUCAGAACCUGUAAUACAAGUAACUAUUGGAACCGCAAAGUAUGAGCAUGCGUACAAGGCUGUCGUAUGGAAGAUUGACCGACUUCCUGAUAAAAAUUCUAGUCAUGAUCAGCCGCAUAGUUUGUCCUGUAAACUGGAGCUAGGAUCUGAUCAGGAGAUACCACACAACUGGAACCCGUUUGCUACACUGCAGUAUGUAAUGCCGGCUACAUCUGCCUCCGGAGCAGAAGUGAAAUCAAUGGGAAUUGAGAAUGAUAUUCAGCCUCAUAAACAUGUCACUCAGAAAACAUGUUACAACAUCCAGGUGGAGAUUGAAGUGAAAAGAAUUAAAACUGAAGGAGAUGAUCUUGAGAAGACUGGAGACUGCAUAAUACAGUAGAAGCAGGAAUGAGCUUAUUAAACCAUACACGCAAUGUUCCCUCUAAUUUGUUUUGGAGCUGUGCGGACCUGCUACUGCUCUGAGCAAACAUAUUUUACACGACCUGACAACUGGGAAGAAAGCAGUAGUAGUAUAGUGUCUAUAGAAAAGUUAUAAUCAUUUCCACAUCUAUACUACUCAUUUUAAAUUCAAAGUAAGCGAUAUUGCAUUGUAUUUUUAUUGUGUAUUUGUUAAUUAUUUAAUUAUACUCUAUAUAGUAGUCAUUUAAGGGCAACACAAUUUUACUGUACACUGUCCCUUUAAUGUAUAUAAUAAUAUUACAGCAAAAUCUAGUUAAACACACACAAAAAUAAACAAAAAAUAGGUAUUAAAAGCUUUUCUCUUUCAUUAUCAAAUUUGUUAUGUUGCAAAUGCCCCAAAUGGCAUUUGUUAAGCAGCCUUUAAUCCCAUUAUAGAAAAAUACUUGUUUAAACUAGUAGUCAUCAGGUAUUUCAAAUGUGUAAUUGAGGUCAAUUGUUACAGUUAAAUAUCCUCUCAAAUGUUAUAUUUCACAGCAUAUUACAACUUGAAUUUCUGUUUGACUCAUUUUUACAGAAUGUAAAUUUCAGUAAUCUAAAUAUCUAAAACAUUUACAUCAUAUAGCUCAGGAUUUAGUCAUGUGAAUAUUGCUGUUACUGGGACUCACUCAUGUGAAUGUGUUUGGUUUAAACCAUUAUAUUAAAGAAAUUCAUUAUUUAGAAAGAUUUUAAUUUUCAUUCCUAAUUCUAAAAUAUAUGAAGCAACCCAGCUAGGAAAGGACAAAAGAUGAGGAGAGUUAGAUAGAUUAGUCUUGAAGGGAUACUCAGGCUAGGUUGAAAUGGGGGCAGAAGGAUGAUGCUGAGAUGGGGACCUAUAGGGACUUUGGAUGUUUUGUGUUGAAAGCUGCAGAACAAUUAGUAAGUAGAAGCUUUAUUUAUACAUUGUGAACAAGACAUUAGUUACUUUACUGAGUGAUGUCUUAAUGGAGCUGCCUUUGAGACAGGUUGAAGAGGAUUAAAUAAGGUUUGAAACAAAAGGAAGUAGAGGGAAAAAGGUUAAUCUCUGGAAACCAGGCUGAGGGAUAAUUCCAUUAGGACACAUUUAUUUAGUGUACAUUUCAAGGUAAUUAGGGUAUUCACAGUUAUUAGGGAUAUGUUAUAUUGAUAUAUUGGACAAUUUCAAAUUGCCAGCCCCCCACCAUAACAGCGCUAGUAACCUACUUUUUGCAGGCCUCGCAUCACAUAGCCGCCAGCUCCCUCCUGAUCACUUAUUCCAACUGCAGACUCUUCAGCAGGUUGCUGCCUUACAGCUGCUAAAAGUACAGUCUACUCCAGAAUGUUUAUUGUUUAAAAAGAUAGAUAAUCUCUUUAUUACCCAUUCCCCAGUUUUGCAUAGCCAACACUGUUAUAUUAAUACACAUAUUACCUCUGUGAUUACCUUGCAUCUAAGCCUCUGAAGACUGCCCCCUCAGUGCUUUUGACAGACAUGCAGUUUAGCCAAUCAAUGCAGACUCCUAAAUAACUCCACGGUAGUGAGUACAGUGGUAUCUACAUGACACACAUGAACUAGUACUGUCUAACUGUGAAAAACUUUAAAAAUGCUCUGAGCUAAGAGGCAGUUUUCAACAGUUUUAGAAAUCAGUUUGAGCCUAGCUAUGUUUAGCUUUUCAAAAAUAUCACCAAGGGAACAAAGCAAAUUUGAUGAUAAACGUAAAUUGGAAAGUUGUUUAAAAUUGCAUGCCAUAUCGGAAUACUGAAACUUUAAUUUUGACUAGACUGUCCCUUAACUGCUGUAAUCUACCGGUAUGCCAAUCUGGCCCUGGACAAAAGCAAAGAGUCCUGACCUGUGUCAGCCCUGAUUCCUUUACUGAUGGUGGUCGAGUCCUCCCCUGACUCAUUACAAACUGUAUAAGCAGACCGUUCCACACAGCCUGCUAACUGCAUUGAUCACUGUGGUUUCCUCCUUGGCAUUGCUUCAAACAAUUGCUUGAAGUAACACAGAGAAUGAAAUCACUGUGAUGAGUGCAGUUAGCAGUCUGUGUGGAACGGUUUGCUUCUACAGUUUGUAACGAGUGGGUAGUUGAAAAUAAAGUCGCCAAACUUACCACUGAGUUGCUCCUUCCACCUUCAGUAUAAGCCACAUGUGCAUCCUCAUUUGCCUCUUCAAACAGUACUGUUUUUGGUGCGCUGAUUCUAAAUGUCCCCUGUGAUGUGCGGCCUUAAUGGGCAUGUGCGCGGGGCCUCACAAAUUACUGCGCAGGCGCGGAGCCGCGCUCAUUAGAGGGAACAUUGCAUACAUGUAUAGCUACAAUGUAACACAUUUUACUAAAAUGCCAAUCAUACUGGGGCUUUAUGAACAAUGUAAAGGAAUAUUUAGCUCCAACUGACGCUUACAAAUGUAAUAUUCCAGUGCAUUUGGUAAAACAUUCAGUGAAGAAGCACUGCUAAAAUGAAAUGAAUUAUGUUUAUAGCAUUGCAAAGAAAUAAUAUAUACUUAACUGUAUUGCUAAUACAGGGUCUGUUUUAUCCUUCUGAAUAUCUGAAAAUCUUCAUUAGAUGUUAACGUUUGAGGCCAUUGAAAUCCAUUGAAAAUCAUUUAAAGGGACAGUCUACACCAGAAUUGUUAUUGUUUUAAAAGAUAGAUAAUCCCUUUAUUACCCAUUCCCCAGUUUUGCAUAACUAACACAGUUAUAUUAAUAUACUUUUAACCUCUGUGAUUAUCUUGUAUCUAAGCCUCUGCAAACUGCCCCUUUUUUCAGUUCUUUUGACAGACUUGCAGUCAAGCCAAUCAGUGCCUGCUCCCAGAUAACUUCUCGUGCACAAGCACAGUGUUAUCUAUAUGAAAUACGUGAACUAACACCCUCUAGUGGUGAAAAACUGUUAAAAUGCAAUCUGAAAGAGGUGGGCUUCAAGGUCUAAGAAAUUUGCAUAUGAACCUCCUAGGUUAAGCUUUCAACUAAGAAUACCACGAGAACAAAGCAAAAUUGGUGAUAAAAGUAAAUUGGAAAAUUGUUUCAAAUUACAUGAUCUAUCUGAAUCAUGAAAGUUUAUUUUGGCCUAGACUGUCCCUUUAAAGACCCAGUUACCUCUUUCUAAUAGUUUUUUUUUUUUGCAUGUUUACUGAUCUUGUGUUUAAGAAAUACAUUUUUUUCUAGUUGAUCAUAUUAUAAAUUAUAUAACUUUGUAAUUUGGACUGCCUUAAAGGAGCAGGAAACCCCAAAAUGUUUCUUAAUUUUGACUUUCCUAUCCCUUUAACUAAUUUAAACAGAUGCCCCGCUAGUUGGACUAGAAUGCCAUAUAAAAGGAAGCCAAAAACAUGAGAUAAAUACACAGUUUUCACAUGACAAACCCUAUGUGAUUGGAAUAGGAACCACAGUUUUCAUUUUCUUUUUAUAGGGUCCUAGCAACUGUCUUUGCCAUUAAAAAAAUGAUAGUGCUUUACCUUUGCGUUGUCAUUUGUUGCUAUAACAUAAUGGUUACAAUUCUGGUUAAAAUGAAUACGCAUUUCAUUUAACAUUUAAUAUACAAAUAAACAAUUAUAAUAAAAUGAUAAUGUAAUAAAUGUUAAAGCCACCAAUAAAAUAUAGAGUAAUUCAGAAAA
This is a messenger RNA of Bombina bombina (fire-bellied toad), 5831 nucleotides long. RefSeq names its product stonin-1-like. Gene Ontology annotation, cellular component: synaptic vesicle; AP-2 adaptor complex. Gene Ontology annotation, biological process: regulation of endocytosis; clathrin-dependent endocytosis; synaptic vesicle endocytosis. Gene Ontology annotation, molecular function: clathrin-cargo adaptor activity. The transcript is spliced from 3 exons. Lineage: Eukaryota; Metazoa; Chordata; Amphibia; Anura; Bombinatoridae. The record is from RefSeq and is a predicted model, not a curated record. The coding region runs from base 33 to 2213 and encodes 726 amino acids.